AUGGAAAUACCUUCAGUGCUAAACCUGUACAUCUUUGAUACAACAUCACCUAGAGGUAGUAGGCUCAGUGAAGGUUAUAAAAUUUUACCUGAAAACUGCACAAAUAAAUGGGAUUUGAAAACAAUCACGCUUGUAGAUGAACAUGCGAAGCAAUUAUACGAAUCAAUAUUUGCAUACGUAAAAUACCUAGGGU
Molecule: messenger RNA, 193 nt
Organism: Dentiscutata heterogama
Lineage: Eukaryota; Fungi; Glomeromycota; Glomeromycetes; Diversisporales; Gigasporaceae
Source: the annotation of a GenBank genome assembly